AUGGUGAUUCUCUCGAAGGCAACUUUUGAUACGCACAACAUCAUCAAACAAAACCGAUCCCGGGAAUAUCGGAAAAGAAAAGAAAAGAAUUCUCAACAAGCCACCACCGCAUCGGCGACAGAAAGUGAAGGAUCAAAUGUUGGUCUGACCGUUGGAUUGAUCGUGGUGUCGUGUGUUUGCAUCAUUGUUCUCAUCGGCCUCAGCGGCGAG
Mesorhabditis belari is the source of this 210-nucleotide messenger RNA. The record is from the annotation of a GenBank genome assembly. NCBI's taxonomy places the organism in Eukaryota, Metazoa, Nematoda, Chromadorea, Rhabditida, Rhabditidae.